Messenger RNA from Drechmeria coniospora, 255 nucleotides. RefSeq lists its product as uncharacterized. The transcript has a single exon. Lineage: Eukaryota; Fungi; Ascomycota; Sordariomycetes; Hypocreales; Ophiocordycipitaceae. The record is from RefSeq and is a predicted model, not a curated record. Bases 1 to 255 code for a protein of 84 amino acids.
AUGGCUUGCCAGUCUGCCGAAGGCAUCCCGGUCCGCCCCCGGCGCUGUCUGGUUUCGUCGUCUGCUCCGACGGCGGGAAAGGUUGAGCAGGACGGCGGCAUCGAGCUGGCUCGUGGAUGGUGGAUGGGAUCUGACGUCAGACACCGGCGCGAGUGUCGUCAAGCGUCAGGAUUCGAGCGUCGAGCGUCGAUCGUCGAGCGGACCAUGUCCUUGACCACGGCUUCGAGCGACCACGGCGGUGGGCCCCAGGGAUGA